This is a messenger RNA of Candoia aspera, 6783 nucleotides long. RefSeq names its product zinc and ring finger 3 (gene ZNRF3). The coding region runs from base 110 to 2839 and encodes 909 amino acids. Gene Ontology annotation, molecular function: ubiquitin protein ligase activity; frizzled binding. The record is from RefSeq and is a predicted model, not a curated record. The transcript is spliced from 8 exons. Gene Ontology annotation, biological process: ubiquitin-dependent protein catabolic process; negative regulation of canonical Wnt signaling pathway; Wnt receptor catabolic process. NCBI's taxonomy places the organism in Eukaryota, Metazoa, Chordata, Lepidosauria, Squamata, Candoiidae. Gene Ontology annotation, cellular component: plasma membrane.
CCGGCGGCGCAGGGAGGGCCGGCUGCGCCCGCGGAGCGAUGCGCGAUCCCGGCCGGGCGCCCCCCUCGCCACCGCUGCCCGGGGCCGGCGCGGGGGGCCCGCCGGCGCGAUGAGGCCGGGCCCGGGGCCGCUGCUGGUGGUGGCGCUGGCGGCGGCGGCGGCGGCGCUGGGCCGGGAGGCGGCCUUCGUGGAGGUGGUGCUUUUCGAGUCCAGCCCCAGCGGCGACUACACCACCUACACCACGGGGCUGCAGGGCCGCUUCUCCCGCGCCGGGGCCACGCUUAGCGCCGAGGGCGAGAUCGUGCAGAUGCAUCCACUGGGACUCUGCAACAGCAACGAUGAAGAAGAUUUGUACGAAUACGGCUGGGUUGGAGUUGUGAAGCUGGAGCAGCCUGAACUGGAGCCCAAGCCCUGUCUCACUGUUCUGGGCAAGGCCAAGCGGGCAAUUCAAAGAGGAGCCACAGCUGUCAUUUUUGAUGUUUCUGAAAAUCCAGAUGCCAUUGAUCAGUUGAACCAGGGCUUGGAAGACCCACUGAAACGACCAGUUGUUUAUGUGAAGGGGGCAGAUGCAGUCAAGCUGAUGAACAUUGUUAACAAGCAGAAAGUGGCACGGGCCAGAAUCCAGCACCGUCCACCACCACAACCUACCGAAUACUUCGACAUGGGGAUUUUCUUGGCCUUUUUUGUGGUGGUCUCUCUGGUUUGCCUCGUUCUUCUAAUCAAGAUCAAACUGAAGCAGCGUCGCAGCCAGAGUUCCAUGAACAGGCUCGCUCUGCAGGCCCUGGAAAAGAUGGAGACUCGGAAGUUCAGAUCCAAGCUGAAAGGGCCCUGCGAAGGCAGCUGUGGUGCUCUGGACACGCUCAGCAGUGGGUCCACCUCGGACUGUGCCAUUUGCCUGGAGAAGUACAUGGAUGGGGAGGAGCUCCGCGUGAUUCCCUGCACACAUCGGUUCCACAGGAAGUGCGUGGAUCCUUGGCUCCUGCAGCAUCACACCUGCCCCCACUGCCGCCACAACAUUAUUGAGCAAAAGAAGGGAAAUCCCAGUCUGGUGUGCGAGGAGAUGGCUAACCAGUUACACGGCCGGCAGCAGCAGCGCGUGAUCCUGCCCGUCCACUUCCCUGCCCGCGCACACAGAGGUGGUCAAGUUACUGCCUACCCCACACGCACCAGCAUGGAUCCCCAUGGGAAUCCCGUCACUGUCUUGACGGUUGAUCGGCAUGGAGAGACCCCAGCCUUCUUCCAAAGCUACCCGCCCAUCCUCCAUCUGGAGUCCCACCCAGGUGCAGCAGAGCAUCAGCCCUGUCCAAUGCCUCACCCUUUCCAGAGGCCGAGGUUCGGCGGCGACCCCUUCUCCAGACCACCUUGCUUCUCCCAGUACGAGACCGUGUUUCAGCACUACUACUUCCAAGGCCUGAGCUACCCUGAGGAACAGAGUGGACAGUUCCCCUUGAACGUGGCUGCCAAGGGCCCUUCCCGUGCCUUCCAGCCUCUCGGUGGCCACAGGCUCUUCCCCCCUGUGGCCCACAUCGCCCCUUCUUCUCAGCCGGAGAGUGGCAGUGCUUCCAGCUUCAGCUGUUACCACGGCCACCGCUCUGUCUGCAGCGGCUAUCUGGCGGAUUGCCCCGGCAGCGACAGCAGCAGCAGUGGUGGCAGCCGCUCUGCCCAGUGCCACUGCUCCUCCAGCGACUCGAUGGUGGACUGCACGGAGGUCAGCAACCAGGGGAUCUAUGGGAGCUGUUCCACCUUCCGCAGCUCGCUGAGCAGUGACUACGACCCCUACAUCUACCGCAGCAAAAGCCCCUCCCAUGGAGGCGAAAAGAGCAGGGCCCUUUGUGGGGAGGUGACGCUUCCAGAAGCCUCCUCUGCACUGCACCCAGGGGCAGGCAAGAGCCAGUCUGGGCCCGUCACUGCAGCAGGGGACCAGCUGUCUGACUGCAGCCUUGAAAUGAAUUACAGCAGCAGCAGCAGCAGCAGCAGCAGCCGCUCUUCGCUGGAGCAGAAGGAACUUGCCCACACUCUCUCUGAGCGAGGAGGCUCAGGAGUGCUUCCUGAGGGCGUUGGAGAAAGUGGUCGGACCGUUAGGGAGCCUUGUGAGCGAUCAUGUGCCUGCUGCUUGGAAGCACAAGGGGCCCCACGGGAAUUGCUGGGUAGGGCAGCCAGGGGUGGCAGCACGCUGCUUCAGGGAAUGCCUCUUUGGUCAGGGUGCGGCUCUGUGUGGGAGCCCCAGACAGGGAGAAGUCAGGGUCUGGUCAGUGUUAGGACACAGGGGGUCCCACGUGAGGCCUUGCCCUGCUGCUUCUAUGAAGAGAAGCGGGUGGCCGGCAGUAGCCCCAUCCGGCCAGGCCAUUAUACGGAAGACUGUGCAGUGAAUGUUCGGUAUGUGUGUGCGGAGGACCCUUUGCCAGGCUGCUAUCCAGGCCUAUGCGAUGCAGGCCAGUGCAUUGCCAUUAUUCCCGAGGACCGGGACUCUGAGCUGGCGCUCCCGGUAGAUUGCUACAGUGUCAGCAGCCCUUGGGAGGGGCCACAUGGAACAGCAGCCCCUAGCGAGGCCCGGGGGACUCCCAUGAAGGUGUUUGGCGAGUCACGAGAGAUACGGCAAGAAGGGUGCCUGCCCAUUGUGGGUUUCCCACAGGAGGAGUCCCGUGGGCUCUUUUCCAGCCCUCUGCAAAGUUGCUUGGAGGCAGUGGCCACUGGAGAAGGCCCCCAGGCUUUGGGUAAGUCAGCAGCACCAUCUUGGCUGGAGGCGGGGUGGGUGAGGCGGGGAGGAAAGGCAGGCUCCUUCAUCCGGCCAAGCCCAGGCCAUGUUGGCUGCUGGCGAAAUGCCUCUGGAGUGCUGUAGGGAGGCUGGCCAGAGCUUGUUUUGUCCAAGUUUGGGAUCCUUUGAGCCUCAGAGCAGUAUCGGUGGCAGCGGGAAUGGCCUUGAGAGCAGUCGCUUGCAUCCAGUGCUGCAUUGGCAUGAGAUCUCGGCCCCUGACCUGAAGGGGCUCAGAUGUGGGACUCUUGGCCAAGACUCAGGAACAGUUUCAUUUUUUCAGGCUGCUGUUCCCCAGGGCGGUGUCAGGUUGGGGAUUAAUAAGAAGAGGACGGUCUUGAUGCGGCUGGACUUUAAAGCCCUCUUUUGCUUGCAUUGACACGAGACAGGAGUAAUCCAGAGAAGCUCUGGCUGUGUGCUGCUGCCUGAGGCACAGAGGAUCUUUGGCGAACCACAGUGUCAUCCACUGCUGCUGCCGCUGCCUGAGGACAAGAGGCCAGUUAUGUAGCUGGGUCAUGCAGUGCACCAUCCUCCUGUGCCAGGGGAUCCAGACUGCCUUAGAAAAGAAACGGCACUUUGAAAGAAAUGGAGUCCAAGGGGUGGAGGCUGCCUGUCCCUUUGUGCAAAAAUGCAAGCCCUCUUCCUCAGCCUGACUGCGAUGGGUGGAAAUAGGCCUGGACAGAGGCCCAAUUCCAACAGUGCCUUCUGCCUGCUCCUGGUGCUGCUGUUGCCGUGGGCUUUGCCUGAGCCCUGCACUGGCCUUCCUGCUCUGGGUUGAGGCCUUAGGUUGGGGAUCCCUCCCUGUUGCUCCUGGGGUUCAAGUGUGUUGUCGCUUCCUUCCCAUGGUUAAUAGUUUCCUAUGGAAACAUUCCUUCUGGCUGCUGCAGCCACAGCUGUGUGGUUCCCCAAGGCACGCCCCCCGUGCGGCUGAGACCGUGACAGUUGCCGUGUGUUGGCGUCUGCAGAUGCUAUUCCUGUUCUUCUCUGUGCCUAAUUGGAGAUUUGGGCUGAGGGCUUUUUUGUUUAAAACAUAGAAGGUGCCUAGAUUCCCCCCCCCCCCCCGGGUUUAAUUUGUUAAUGUGUUGGGAUGAGCAGAGGUACUGAACUUUUCAUUUUCUGCCCAGUUUAUGGAAAAAAGGGGGAAGAUUUUAUAAUGAAAAGACCCAAGAGUCAUACCAUACCUGUUAACAAUUUCAUAAUUAUGAGUUUAUUGUAGUAGACUGAUGUGAUGAAAUUCCUUUCUGAGCUUCAGUACUUCUCAUUCUAACUGUGUGUGUUUGUGCCCAUGUCAAUAUUGCAUGUUUUCCCUUCAGCAGCCCUAACUUUGUGGCUUCUGAUCACGUGGAGGCAACAUUUCUGGGGCUCGGAAGAGUAUGUAGCCCUCAAGCAGGAAGCCCUCUCCUCCCAUCCUUUAUUAAGACCUCUCUUACUACUGCAGAACUCUUUCUCCUUAUUGCCACUACAUAAAAUAUAUUUUACUUCUGUUGCUGUCUUCCUUCCUUGUUAUUUAAUUCAGUUGGUGGACAGUGUAGUAAGGGUUUCUUUCGUGACAGUAGUUUCCAUCUGUUGCACUUCCCUCAUUUGUGUUUUCUGAGACAUUUUUCUGAAUCUUCUGCCUGGUUUAAGUUUUCUCCAACACGUCCAACAUAAAUAGCGGUUCCAUUUAUAUACAUCCCUGGAUAUGGGCAUGUAGUAUCUUCCAGCAGGUGGCGUCACCCCCCCCCCCCCCGCAACACCUCCAGAAGCAUGAUCCUAGGCACCAAACAUCCAGAUUCUCAAGACCCAUCCAGUUGCCUAGUCACCAUAUCAGCCUUGGCUAACCCUAACCCUAACCCUAACCCUCAUGGAACAGCUGUUCUGGAGGUUUUGCUUCUCAGAUGUGUCUCAGUCCACCUUAGCUAGAGAAUUGAGUGUUUUAACUCGCACUGCGGAACUCACUCAGACCCCUGCAUCUCAUGAAUUUGUUGUAAGUUCGCAUUCCUCCUGCAGUUCCUGCCUAGAUUUGCGACCUGUUGGGGGUGAUCCUAGAUGCCAACCAGCUGUCCUCUGAUACAGCUGGUACCGCUCAAUCCUGAUGGCUCAAUUUACCUGCCCCCUCCCCCACUCAAGUUCAGCAGCCAGCACUUGCUGCACUGCUGGCCUUGCUACUUUAGUGCCUUCUCCCCACCUUUGGUCCUGGCACAUAUGGUUUGGUGGUGCCUGGUCUUUGGGUGAGCAGCUUUUGCACGGUUGCAAGCUAUAGCUGGCUUCCUGGACCCACUGCAGGUGAUAUCCCUGGAAGGGAAGCAGCCUCUUUUGUCGGGGGUAGAGGCUCAGAGUGGAAAUGGAAAGGGGAGGCGAAGUCUCCCGAUUUCCAUGUUUUAGGUUUUGGGGGUUGAAGAGUGGAAAUAAGAGCAAGUUUCCCACCAGAAGUUUCCACUCCCCAUUUCUCCCCUCAUUUUUCAUUUCUGAUAAAAAAAAAUGCAUUGCUGAAAAUUGGCCAUUUUGCAACUUAAAUGUUGGGUGCACAGUCUUGUGGUGCUGAGAUCCUAUAUGUGGGCUGCAGGCUGAUUUGCUUGCUAGGAUUGAUGCCUGGCAUAUACACCGUGGAUGCUUUUAACACCAGCAUUUUCUAGUGCUUGUAGUUGACUUACAUGUACUCUUAUCAGACACCUGGCACACAGCACAGGAGCUGUGUUUCUUUUCUUGGGCCUGUAUGGUUGAUUCUGUCCAGACCGAAGCUAGAUAAAAGUGGCUGUUUGAGCUCCCGAGUUCGAACUCCCUGCUCAGUGCAGGGAUCCAAAUUAAGCAUCCCAGACAGAUGGCUGUCUAGUCUUUGCUGGACACAUUCAGUUGUAGGGGACUCCUCCACCCCGUCACCAGGUGGUUGAUUUCACAAUCAAAUUGUUUUUGCGAUUAGGUUUUUUUAACAGUCCCUCAAAUCAACUUUCCUGUAACUUUAGUCUAUUUUAUGUCCAGCACUCUGGGAUGAGAGAUAAAUGUUUGUGAUCUUUUUCUGUGUGAUCCUGUUCUACAGCACUCUGGGAUGAGAGAUAAAUGUUUGUGAUCUUUUUCUGUGUGAUCCUGUUCUAAUUUUUUGAAGAGUGGAUCUUUUCUAAAGGCCAAGCAUACCCAGCUCCUUCAACCUCUUUUCAUAAGACUUAGUUUGCUAGUUUCUUGUCAGUCAGACUGCAAAAAAGGGGGGAAGCUGUGGGGAAGAAAUAGAAGCAACUAUCUGCUGCUCUGUGCUGCAGGCUAACCUCUUUUCCCCAGUGGUUCAGAGCGGUUGGGGAAAAAAUCUACCCCAGUCAUUGAGGCAGGGCAGCAGCACAGGCCUCCCCAUUUCGCAUGUGCUGCCUCUCUUCCCAAGCUUCCAAAAUCUUUGCAAUGCAGGUCCUGUAUGCAGUGUGACAGCACAGAUUACACUCAAAGGACUACAGCGUAGCUGCUGAGCCGCUGGUUGGUAAGCAUCACUGAAAGCGAGAAUAUAGAAGCAAGCUACUGGUGGAUGUUGGAGCCUUCUAAGCUCAUUGUCCCUCGACCUGUGAAAUCCAACUUGACCUCUCUUUAACCCCCCCCACACUUUUUGUGUGUGUCUUCAUUAUCUUUCUACCUUUUGUAGAGAAAGUAGUUUCUUGUUGCCUAUUUGGAAUCUCUUCAUAACAAAAGUUUUAUAAUGGUCAGUACAAUAGAUGUUUUUAUUCUAAAAGUCCUUUUUAUCAAAAUAAUUAUUGCCACUAUGAUGGGCUCAUAAGGCACUAUUUUCAAAUAAACUUUUUUUUUAAGAAAAUGAGAUUUCUGUAGCACUUAAACUGUUUUGUAUAAAAAUUUACUGUAAAGAUUUGUAAGAUGGUUAAAGGGCUCUUCCUCCAUUACCAGUUGUAAUGUUUUUAAUGGUAGAAAACAACUUGUUUCUAUUCUGUAUGUAUAGCAGCACAUUUCAUUUAUGGAAAGAUGUUCUCAGAAUAUUUAUUUACUAAUAUAUUUAUCAUAAGCCAUGUCUUAUUUGAGCGUGUACUGUUUAAAAUGAAUGAAUGAAUGAAUAAAAUAAU